Mesoplodon densirostris (Blainville's beaked whale) is the source of this 2828-nucleotide messenger RNA. RefSeq names its product zinc finger protein 24 (gene ZNF24). Lineage: Eukaryota; Metazoa; Chordata; Mammalia; Artiodactyla; Ziphiidae. The coding region runs from base 375 to 1481 and encodes 368 amino acids. The transcript is spliced from 4 exons. Gene Ontology annotation, molecular function: DNA-binding transcription factor activity, RNA polymerase II-specific; RNA polymerase II cis-regulatory region sequence-specific DNA binding. The record is from RefSeq and is a predicted model, not a curated record. Gene Ontology annotation, biological process: regulation of transcription by RNA polymerase II.
GUACCGUGGCUUCGACGCUGUUGUGGCAGGGUGGCUUUUGGUCUAACGAAAGCCGCCGCCGCGAGUGCGGGGAAGAAGGGCUGGAAUCGCUGCGGUGGGGGCGGGGUUCGCAGCGGCACUCUGCAGGAGUGAGUGGGGAGGUUACUUGGAACGGGGCUCCCCGCCCCCGCACCGUCGGGACCGCGAGCCUGCUCUCCCCGCACCUCCUCACGUCCCACGGGCAGGGUGCUGUAUGAGAACGUAAAAGGAAGAGAAAUUUAUUUUCUGUAGACUGUUUGAAACGUCGAUAAGGAGUGCCUGUGAAGAAAACGGGGUAUUUCCCUGAGGCCUAUAUCCUACCUUGAUUGUCUUUUCUUGAAGUAUUAUAAAUCAGGAUGUCUGCACAGUCAGUGGAAGAGGAUUCAAUACUUAUCAUCCCAACUCCAGAUGAAGAGGAAAAAAUUCUGAGAGUGAAGUUGGAGGAGGAUCCUGAUGGCGAAGAGGGGUCGAGUAUCCCCUGGAACCAUCUCCCUGAUCCGGAGGUUUUCAGGCAGCGAUUCAGGCAGUUCGGAUACCAGGAUUCACCUGGGCCCCGUGAAGCUGUGAGCCAGCUUCGGGAACUUUGCCGUCUAUGGCUCAGGCCAGAGACACACACAAAAGAACAAAUCUUGGAGCUGGUAGUACUGGAGCAGUUUGUUGCCAUCCUACCCAAGGAGCUACAGACUUGGGUUCGAGAGCAUCAUCCAGAGAAUGGAGAGGAGGCAGUGACGGUGCUGGAGGAUUUAGAGAGUGAACUGGAUGACCCUGGACAGCCGGUUUCUCUUCGACGACGAAAACGGGAAGUGUUAGUAGAGGAGAUGGUAUCUCAAGAAGAAGCUCAGGGAUUACCAAGUUCUGAGCUCGAUGCGGUGGAAAACCAGCUCAAGUGGGCAUCCUGGGAGCUCCAUUCCCUAAGGCACUGUGAUGAUGAUGCUAGGACUGAAAAUGGAGCACUAGCUCCAAAGCAGGAGAUUCCUUCAGCAGUAGAAUCUCAUGAAGUUCCUGGCACUCUCAAUAUAGGUGUUCCUCAAAUUUUUAAAUAUGGAGAAACCUGUUUCCCCAAGGGCAGGUUUGAAAGAAAGAGAAAUCCCUCCCGAAAGAAACAACAUAUAUGCGAUGAAUGUGGAAAACACUUCAGUCAGGGCUCAGCCCUUAUUCUUCAUCAAAGAAUCCACAGUGGGGAGAAACCCUAUGGAUGUGUUGAGUGUGGGAAAGCAUUCAGCAGGAGUUCCAUCCUUGUGCAACACCAGAGAGUUCAUACUGGAGAAAAACCUUACAAAUGUCUCGAAUGUGGAAAAGCCUUUAGCCAGAAUUCUGGGCUUAUUAAUCAUCAGAGAAUCCAUACUGGGGAGAAACCUUAUGAAUGCGUUCAGUGUGGGAAAUCCUAUAGUCAAAGCUCAAAUCUUUUUAGACAUCAGCGAAGACACAAUGCAGAGAAACUUCUCAAUGUUGUGAAAGUUUAAGAAAUGAAAAAAAAAAUCAGCACUCAGGUCUUUUUCUUCUGAAAUGAAGACAAAAUUAAAAACAUGAAAUGAUACAUAAUAGUUUUCCUAUAGACUUAGAAAAUCCACUGGGAAAUGUAGAAAAUUUUCACCCACUAUUAUCUUAUCUUGAAAAAAAUGGUGUCAUACCUUCCUAGAAACUGAAAUUUUAAACUUAAUUCAGGUGUUAAUGCCUAAAUCUUCCAUGUGAUGUUUAUAUUCUUAUUAUUUUUCCAAAUGAUGAACUACCUGAUUCUUUGUCCCUUUGUUAAAACUUUCCUUCUUAGACAGAUACGUUAUUUGUGUUGAUCAUUGAAAUGUUCUUUACAAGGAUACAUUCCUUUCUACAUUGAAAAGCAAUGUAGGAAUUGUAAAAUCUGAAAACUGAAACCAUUUUUUCCAAAUUUACCAGUUUUCUUUUACCUAAUUUGAAUAUGCAUUUCAGAAAAUAGAAGAUAAAGGAUGACCAAAAACCUCAAAGUGAAAUGAGCCUUAAAACUCAGAUAAGAAGUGAUGGUGAUGAAACAUCAAAAAGUUUGAUGUUUAGGUCCCAUCAAAAUGGGACACCUAGAUUGGGGAAGAUUAACAAAUACUUUGAUCCAAGAAUUGAAGUAUAUCAAGAAUUUAUCUAGGUUUAGUUAGUUUCCUGCCUGCAGGAAAACUCAAAAAUAGCUCAUCUUACCUGUAAUUGGGAAGCAUCCCACUAAUGAAAAUAAUGUCCUCUCAUGUAUCAUUAGAAAGUGGACAGUCUAAACAAUAAACAGUUGUAAAACUAUGAAGGUAGAAAUUAUAACACUAGGGAAAGAUUUGUAGUGAAUGGCAGUGUUGAAGGGCAAAUGUAAACAAGAGUGAUGAUCUGUCUUGGGUUUUAGAAAACAAAAGACUUGAAGAUCUAAGUCAUUAUUUUUCCUUCAUUUUUGUUAAGGACAGAAAAAUCCAUGACAGGUGGGCAACAAGUAUCAGGUUUGCGAUUUUAUUCCUUUGGUACAAAAGGAUUGAACACCAGGCUAACAAAGCAGCCAUGCAUUUAUUAAAUUUUCUACCGACGAGGCACUGUGCUAGGUACUGUAACCCUGCCAUAAUUAGGUAGGUGCUUCUUCCACUGUAAAUCAUUGGGGGUUGGUACAAAGCUGUUGUAUGUGAGUUAGCCUCUUCCCCCACCUCUGAGAUUCCUAGAGCCAUAGUUGUCUUACCAGGGUGUUGUAUUUGGGUAAAGGAAGACUCAGUUCAAAGAGCUAGCCAGCUCUUCAGCAAUCUUCAGAGGUGAGUCCGAGAUAACUAUCACAGUUUGGAGGUUUGUGGGUCUUCUAUAAAAAAAAAAAAAAACAA